ACUGCCCAUCCGCCCGCUUUCCCGACGCCGCAGACACGACACGACACACACAACACGACAACAAACAAAAAUGGCGUCGAGUAUUGAGCAGUCGCCCUUCUUCCAGCAGCAGAAGGCCAAGGGCGAAAUCGUCGUCAAGGACCCUCCCAAGUUCGACCUGGAGUCGUAUAUCGCUAACUACACUGGCUACACGCGAAUCGAUCGCCUCCAUCACAUUGGUGCCCACUCUCCGUACCUCGCUGUCGAUGCAUAUCGCCUAGCUAUUGCCGAAACAAAAAAAGGUAAGAACGUCGCGCUGUAUACAAGAUUAGUCGAAGAUUUCAGCAGCAUUGCUCCAAAUGACUCUGCUGCUUUGGUGGACACAACUUGGGCAGAGAAGAAGACACGGGAAGUCCGUGAGGAGCAUGACAGGCUGGAGCACGAGUUGAAGUCGUAUAAGAACAACCUGAUCAAGGAAAGCAUACGGAUGGGCAAUGAGGACCUCGGCCACUUCUACUAUGACAUUGGCGACUUCUCCAAUGCACAGAAGGCAUACAUGAAGAUGCGCGAGCAUUGCACCUCACCGAAACAUCUCGCCGAUAUGACUCUCCGCCUCGUAUUCGUCAGCAUUGCACAAAAGUCAUGGACAAAUGUACUAGCAAAUCUAGCAAAGUCAGAGGCCACUCAGGUCAAGGGUGAGGAGAAGGCCAAAUUAGAACCCAUCAUAUCUGCAUGCAGCGGCCUAUGCCACAUGGCAACGGGCAACUUUAGGGAGGCCGCAACGGCCUUUCUCAGCACUUCGGCAGCGUACCUGACUGCUGAGCCCGCAGCAUACAUCAAGUGGCAGAAGGAGGUUAUUUCACCAAACGACGUGGCAGUCUACGGUGGUCUCUGCGCUCUGGCAUACAUGGAUCGCAGCGACCUGCAAAGCAAAGUUCUUGCAAACACUGAAUUCCGCAACUUCCUGGAACUCGAACCGCACAUCCGCCGCGCCAUCAACCUCUUCUGCAACUCCAAGUACAGCGCCUGUCUCGAAGUGCUCGAAGGCUACCGGAACGACUAUCUCCUCGAUGUGUACCUUUCUAAGAUUUUGAAUACAAUUUACAGCCGCAUCCGGAACAAGAGCAUUGUGCAAUACUUCAUUCCUUUCAGCUGUGUCACGCUCGACGAAAUGACUUCGAAAUUCCCCGCAGCUGAAGGCAGAACCAUUGAGGAAGAUUUGGAAGAAAUGAUCAAGAACCGCCAGCUGGAUGCACGGAUAGAUCUUGUCGACCGCUUGCUCAUCUGCCCACCAAGAGACCCUCGCCAUGAAGUGCAAGAAGAGGCGCUCAAAAUGGCAGAAUCGUACGACCAUACCCUUCGCCUGCGAUUGACACGCCUGAACAUGUUGGCAGCCGGAUUGGAAGUUCAGCCAAACAAGACAAACGACAAGUCGGCUGCUAUGGGCAGUGGUAUUGGCGACACGUUCCGGGGUCUGGGUUCCAAGAUUGGCUUCUAGGAAGAGUCAGAAACCAAGAAAGAUGACAAAGUGGUGGAAGAUGGAGAGACUAGUGCGAAUAAGGCCAUGCCAAAGGGGAUCAUGACAAAGUUCACCCAGAGGCUUAAGCGUAUGAAUAGUCAUUAGCAUUGCACGGCGUUAUUUUGGAGGGGGGGGGGUUCAUUUUUACCAGAGGGUAAUACAGCAUGCAUUUACGUUAGCGAAGCCCAGGCAUAUUCAAGCGGCAUUCUGGCGUUGAGAGGGAUGGAUGAUAGGAUAAUAAGGUACUUAUUUCAAUCUGGUACGGCUUGAAGGAUUAUAAUCAUUGCUGUCCAGAAUGAAGUGAGAGAAGUUUCACCGCUUAUUUCUUAUCAAACACACAAAUGACUAAUCGAGAACUACAACUCAUUCUCCUUGACAUGUAUUAGGACCCGACUCAUUUUACCACAUAUUCAUCCCACACAACCAAAUCAAAUAUCACUUUUAAACACCAAGACA
Molecule: messenger RNA, 1954 nt
Organism: Bipolaris sorokiniana ND90Pr
Lineage: Eukaryota; Fungi; Ascomycota; Dothideomycetes; Pleosporales; Pleosporaceae
Exons: 4
Coding region: 71-1477 (468 amino acids)
Cellular component (GO): COP9 signalosome
Source: RefSeq, a predicted model, not a curated record